ACCAGCACCGUUGCUAACCGAAGGCUCCAUCUCUCUCUCUCUCUCCCUCUCCGUAACAGCAAACUAACUCCGCCAGUCUCCACCGCCGCGAAUGGCCGCCUCCUUCUCCGGCGCCUCUCAUCCCGCGGCGGCGAUCGGCGGCAUUUCACCUGAGGAGCCGUCGCCUUCGUCGUCGUCGGCAGCCCGCGGCCCCGCCGCCAUUUCCCUCCCGCACUGAACCCCCCACCACCCGCGCGCGAUCGAUAUGCUCGCCGAGUACUCCCCGUCCGCCUCCGCCGCCGCCGCCGCCGCCGCCGCCGCCCUCGUCCCCCGCCGCCGCCGCGACCUCUACUUCUGCCUCCUCCUCCUCUUCGCCUCGCUCUACUGCUUGAUCCUGUACUGUGCCAACUUCGAGAGCUCUCUCGACGCUAGCCUCUCCCCUCAGUAUUCCGAGAAAUACAGGCUCGAAAAAGUUUUGAAGAAUGCUGCAAUGAGAGACAGAACUGUUAUCUUGACAACUCUAAAUGAAGCAUGGGCUGGUCCCAACUCCAUCCUCGAUCUCUUCCUUGAAAGCUUUAGAAUAGGAGACGGAACUCGCAGGCUCUUAAAACAUCUGGUCAUUAUUGCCUUGGACAAGAAGGCCUAUCUACGGUGUGUCGCUGUGCAUACUUACUGUGUUGCUUUAACAACUGAGGGAGUUGAUUUUUCAGCGGAAGCAUACUUCAUGACCACUGAUUAUUUGAAAAUGAUGUGGAGAAGGAUUGAUUUCUUGCGUUCUAUUCUUGAGAUGGGCUACAAUUUCGUCUUCACGGAUGCUGAUAUAUUGUGGUUUAGGAACCCAUUUCCGAGAUUCUUUGAGGAUGCAGAUUUCCAGAUUGCAUGCGACCAUUUCCUAGGCGACUCUCUUGAUAUUCAGAAUAGACCCAAUGGAGGAUUUAACUUUGUGAAGUCCAAUAACCGGACAAUUCAGUUCUACAAGUUCUGGUAUUCAUCACAGGCAAUGUACCCUGGGUACCACGACCAAGAUGUCCUUAACUUCAUCAAAUUUGAUCGUUUCAUCACAGAUAUUGGAUUGAAAAUGAGAUUCCUGGAUACUAUGUACUUUGGGGGGCUUUGUGAACCCAGCAAGGAUCUAAAUCAAGUGUGCACAAUGCAUGCAAAUUGCUGUUUUGGACUGGACUCCAAGCUUAAUGAUCUUAGGAUGAUGGUUCAGGAUUGGAAAGAUUUUAUGUCCCUAACACCAAGGUUAAAGAGGUCACUAAACUUGUCCUGGAGUGUUCCGGACAAAUGCAGUCUCGAAGAACUCAUUCAGUAUAGUUCACUGCCAAACAAUGUCCAAUGGUAUGGUUCGCCAGUGAACGACGUCGGAUGACAAAUGCUACUCUAGAGUGGAGUUGUAAAUACGCAAUCUUUUUGAAGCGAAGGUGUACAAUUCACAUGUAGAGAAGGUAGAAAUUCCUUGUGCAAAUUAGCACCUCUAUACGCAAUCCAACACUCGAUGCACUGACAUAGUUUCUGGGAUAGAUUACUUUUUAGUUGUAUGUACUUUAGUAGACGCAAACUAUUCAUCUCUCGAGCCACAUGCUUCUUUUUUUGCCCCUUUUGAAUGUAAUAAAAAGAAGGAAGCGACGUGACUAUCCCGAACUCACAUUUGAAGGUCAGCAACUCAUGUAAGACUGAUCCUUCAAAUCUUUGAUAACGGUGGCUGUGUCAUUCAAAACAUGUUAAUGAAUCCUCAUCCUCGAAAGCGAGGACUUUCUUGUA
Eucalyptus grandis is the source of this 1743-nucleotide messenger RNA. RefSeq lists its product as uncharacterized. The record is from RefSeq and is a predicted model, not a curated record. Lineage: Eukaryota; Viridiplantae; Streptophyta; Magnoliopsida; Myrtales; Myrtaceae. The transcript has 4 exons. Bases 245 to 1351 code for a protein of 368 amino acids.